AUGUUUUUGCUGCCACGUUGCCGUCAUGGUCUACAUCCUAGAUUGCCUCGCCAAGGAGUUCCGCUCGUGACGCGCAGCAGUCGCACGUUGGGGCGUCUGCAAAGUUAUCGUCUCGUCACCGCGCCACGAGCCCAAAUCCGCGGCAAAAAGACAAGGACCACGAUAAACUUGUCGGACUUGCCACAAGGUCCCAUCAAGUCUGAAGCCCCGCUGAUCGACCAUGACGACCAUGAACCAAGCUAUCCCACAGUCGUGCUCCAGGCGCGCCGCAAUAUGCGUAGAUUCCAAAACUGCGUCCUCCUCACUCGCGUAGGGAGUUUCUACGAGCUGUAUUUCGAGCAGGCCGACCAGUAUGCUCCUCUGCUGAACUUGAAACUGGCUUCCAAAAAGACCAGCGCUGGUCCUGUACCCAUGGCUGGCUUUCCAUUCCACCAACUUGAUCGGUUUUUGAAAAUCUUGGUUCAAGACUUAAAUUGCUACGUGGCCAUUGCCGAAGAAUUCCCCAAUGAUGCCGCCGACAAGGUCAAGUCUGGUGGUUUGUUGCAUGACCGGAGAGUAGCUCGCAUCAUCACCCCCGGAACUCUCAUCGACGAGAACUUCAUUGAUCCCUACACGAACAACUACGUUCUAGCUAUUCAUGUCUGUCAAGGCGCACAAGACAGUGCCGCUUCGCAAACACUGCCCGGAAGCGAUGGAGCCCGCCGUUCGUCAACCAAGCCUGCUUCAGCUCUCGGCCUAGCCUGGCUAGACUUGUCCACUGGGCACUUCUUCACGCAGGUGGCUGAGUUGGCAUCGUUGCCGUCGACUCUGUCCCGCAUUGGUCCCCGCGAAAUCGUCCUGAGCGCGGAUAUUGAGUUCCAAAAAGAUCACGAUAUAUUCUCGAUUCUCGCCGAAGACAGAUACUUGAUAACCUACGCUGCCCGUGGCGAAAUCAGCCGAGUUGGAGAUUGGGCGCCCUUGCUGGAAUCCGAGGUAUCGGAGUCAACACAGCAACAGUUUACGCAAGUUGAGAUCCUGGCCGGAAAUCUGGUCCUAAACUACGUCAAGGAACGACUGCAGGGAACGACGAUGAAGCUGCUCCCACCAAUGCGACACGAGAGCAUGCAAGUUAUGAACAUCGACAAGAACAGUUUGCGUGCCUUGGAGAUCAAGCAAACUAUCCGAGACGGGUUUUUCCGUGGAAGCCUUCUCCAUGCCAUCAGGCGCACCGUGACCAAGAGCGGUGCUAGGCUACUCAAUGAGUGGCUGAGCUCUCCGUCCACAUCUCUAGAUGUUAUCAAUGCCCGGCAAAACCUGGUGGCAGGCUUCCUAACCCUCGAAAGCCUUCGCGACUCGAUUGUAGCACUCCUUCGGCGAUGUCACGACUCUCAGCGCCUGGUACAAAAAUUCUCUCUCGGCAGAGGCGAUGCAGACGAUCUCCUGGCCUUGGCAAACACGAUACACGCCACCCAAGAUAUCGUGAGCCUGCUAGAGGAUGCGUCGGCAUCUCCUGACACUCCCGUCCAGACAACGAGUCUGAAAGACCUUUCUUCCCGCAUUGACCUCGCCCAGCCCCUGAAGCUUGCCCUGAAAAUCAAAGAUUCAAUCGACGAAGAAGGAAUCGUGCAUCAACACGAGGUUGAAGAUUCUGAAGCGAGCCAAAUGUUGGCCCUCGCUCACGAUGUUGUCGCCACGGAAGGGUCACAAGAAGAUGCAUCAGCACUGCCCAAGGAGAAAAAGAAGCGACCUGCUUUGACAAAAGAAAAAGAAUCCUAUGCCGAAGACAACGGGCCAUGGAUCAUGAAGCCUGGGGCAAAUGAGAACCUGGCAAAGCUUCAUGAGCAGCUUGCAUAUCUAUUAGAGGAAAAAGUCCGGUUGAACGAAAAACUCCGGGAAAGUCUAGGUGCUGCCAGCUUAACACUGCGCUGGAGCCCCGGACUCGGUCACAAUGCCCACGUCAAAGGAAAAGAUACCAAGCUCUUGAGUGGCAUGCGAGCCUUAUCGUCAAGCCGGUCAACGUCAUCAUUCCAUCUGCCUGAAUGGACAGCCCUCGGACAGCGCCUCGAUCAGGCGCGUUUUCACAUCCGUCGCGAAGAGCAACGUGUUUUCCAAAUGCUGCGUGAGGAGGUGGUUCUGAACCUUGUCAAGCUACGUCGGUGUGCCGCGGUACUCGACGAACUGGACAUUACGACGUCGUUUGCCAAGCUUGCCCUUGAGCAAAACCUCGCUCGCCCAAAGCUCAAUAACUCGACAACGCACACCAUUGUCGGUGGGCGACAUCCUACCGUAGAGGGAGGCUUGGUCGAGAAAGGUCGCAGCUUUGUUCGGAAUGACUGCCAUGUCGGUACCGCAUCGGACGGCUUGCUUUGGCUCAUAACGGGGCCGAAUAUGGCAGGCAAGAGCACCUUCUUGCGGCAGAACGCCUUGAUCACCAUUCUUGCCCAAGUUGGCUGCUACGUGCCUGCUUCUUAUGCAGAGCUGGGGGUGGUAGACGCCCUGUUCAGCCGGGUGGGAUCAGCAGACGACUUGUACCGGGAUCAGAGUACCUUCAUGGUUGAGAUGUUGGAGACGGCGCAGAUCCUCAGACAGGCUACCCCUCGCUCGUUCGUGAUUAUGGACGAGAUAGGCAGGGGCACGACGCCAGAGGAUGGAACCGCAGUGUCGUAUGCCUGCUUACAUCACCUCGUCACUGUGAACCGAUGCCGCACCUUGUUUGCUACGCAUUUUCAUCAAGUAGCAGACCUGGCUGCUGCCGAUGGGCUGUACCAGACGGACGGAAAGGACAGCAGCGCUGUGCAGCUGUACUGCACGGGGUUGGAAGAAGACAGUCAUGGAGGUUUUGUCUACGUCCACCGACUACGAAAGGGGAUUAAUCGCCAGAGCCAUGCGUUGAAAGUGGCACGACUUGCCGGUUUGCCAGAGCGGGCCAUCAACACAGCCAAGCAGGUUCUAGAAGCACAAGGCGGCGUUACGGCAACAAAAUAUGGGCAGGGAGAAGCUGAUGGAGCGAUUGGAGAAGCUGUAUAA
Messenger RNA from Ustilaginoidea virens, 3006 nucleotides. RefSeq lists its product as uncharacterized. The transcript has 2 exons. Gene Ontology annotation, biological process: mismatch repair. Gene Ontology annotation, cellular component: nucleus. Gene Ontology annotation, molecular function: mismatched DNA binding; ATP-dependent DNA damage sensor activity; ATP binding. The coding region runs from base 1 to 3006 and encodes 1001 amino acids. Lineage: Eukaryota; Fungi; Ascomycota; Sordariomycetes; Hypocreales; Clavicipitaceae. The record is from RefSeq and is a predicted model, not a curated record.